Molecule: messenger RNA, 496 nt
Organism: Debaryomyces tyrocola
Lineage: Eukaryota; Fungi; Ascomycota; Pichiomycetes; Serinales; Debaryomycetaceae
Source: the annotation of a GenBank genome assembly
AUGAAUAUGGCAUAUAUAUUGGCAAAGUUUGAAAUCCACUUACCCAUUUUUCACAAUUACGUACGUCUAUAAUACAACAAAAAAAAAUCACGAACCCUAUGAUACAUAUACAUUAAAAUCUCAUUUCGAUAAAACCGUAUAUAACCCAUAAGUUCCCUAUGUGCCUUGAAACUUGCUUUUCUUUCCCGUACAUUAUGAGUUUGUGUCUUCCCAUAUUGAGUCAAGAUCACCCGGGCAAUUCCACCCUUGAAACCGCUAAAUACGUGCACCUUAGUCCAGAACUCACUCUAUACACCCACUAUAUAUCCAAACGCUAAUUAUAAAAAAUACUUUGGAAGACCGAACAAUAAAAGGUAUUUUCCAUAAACAUUUGGUGUUUAUGUCCGAUUAGACCUAGUUGUAUUUAAUUCUGAUCUCCUCUCGCCUACGUUCCUAUUUAGUGUCAUUUAAAGAUCUUCGUCUAUUAUUCUAGCACUAAGUUUUACCUAUUUUGUAG